AUGAGAAUCAGACAUGAUAUCAGCGAUUUGUCAACACUUGAGGUCCUCGAUACAUCCACCGUAUUAAAUUCGCUCAAGUCCCGAUUCCAAGAAGGUCUUUAUUAUACCUACAUUGGUGACAUUCUCGUGGCAAUUAACCCGUGUCAACCAGUCAAUCUUUAUGAAGCUCACAAUCAUGAACGCUACAAGAACUUGUAUGAAAGAAGAAGGGAAACGCCUCAUAUCUAUUGGGUUGCCGAUGAGCUUUACCGGAACCUGAGAGAUUCUGGUGAUGACCAAUGCGUCAUUGUGAGUGGAGAGUCCGGUGCCGGAAAAACAGAAAGCAUAAAACACAUUCUUAACCACGUCAUUCGACUAGGUCCAAAUAAUGUCGGAGAUCUUGUCCAACAACUUGACCAGGUUAAUCCUCUUCUGGAAUUAUUUGGCAAUGCUACAACACCACUUAAUAAGAAUUCAAGUCGAUUCUGCAAAUUCAUUGAAUUACAGUACGUUGCAGACGGACAAUUACAAAAUGGUCAGAUUCAAUUCUUUAUUCUUGAAAAAUCUCGACUUAUACAAAGACACCAGAAUGAGAAGAAUUUUCAUAUCUUCUAUGCAUUGCUGGGAGGACUGGACCCUGGUAUUAAAAGCCAAUUCUCUUUGGGAGAUGUGGCAGACUACAGAAUUUUGGUUGGUGAAGACGAAGCCGCUCCUGUAUUUAACAACCAGGAAGAUUACAGAGAGUUCAUAAAUAAAUUUGAAGCUUUGGAAAUUGCCCUGCAAAAGAUUGGAUUUAAGGAUGAGGAAAUCGAGAACAUAUACAGUGUACUGUCAGCUAUUCUCAACUUGACAAACAUUACUUUUGAAUAUAGCGAAGACCAAACAAAAUUGGAUUUUAUAGAUCCAUCUCAAAUUGAAUGCGUUGCUCAUUUACUAAGCAUCGACAAUGUUGAAUCUUUGGAAAGCAGUCUUUUGUUCACAAAGCUCAGUGUUGAUGAUAUUAAGAAGCCGAAGACGUUAGCUGAAGCAAACGAAAGUCGGGAUGCAUUGGGAAAGGAAUUGUACCAUCGUCUUUUUUCUUGCAUCAUUGACAAAAUCAAUUCCAAAUUGAGAGAAAGUGUUACUAACAGCCCAACGCUUCAAACGAAAAAAUUACCAACAAUCAACUUAUUGGAUAUCUCCGGUUUUGAGAAUCUCAACGUGAAUGGAUUUGAGCAGUUGUUAAUUAAUACAGCCAAUGAGGUUCUUCACCAAAUAUUUUUAAAACACGUCAUGAAAAGUGAACAGGAAGAGUACGAGAAAGAAGGAGUCGAAUGGAAAGAAAUUAGCUUCACUGACAAUACAGAUGUUAUAGACUUAAUAACAAAAUGCCAUAAAGAAUCAACAACCAGCAUAUUCCAUAUCCUGGAGGAUGAAGCAUCAAUUUCUCCAGGCACCGACUUGACAUUAGUGCGCAAGUUAAACAAAAAUUUCAGCGAGAAUCAAUAUUACCGCGCUAAAACUGAAACAGACUUACUAUUUGGCAUUGUUCACUAUGCAGAUACGGUAAUGUACAGUGCUGUCGGCUUCAGAGAAAAGACAAAAGAUACACUGUCCAGAUGUUUGAAAAAUGUCAUCCAGGAAAGUAAAAACCCAUUAUUGAUACGCUAUUCAAGUAUUGGAAAUUCAGGCAAAAUUGGUGUGCAGCGUGACUCAUUCAGAACCAAAGAUGCAGGAAUAAAAAGAAACGAAUCAGUUACCAAGCAAUUCAGAACGUCCCUACGUCAACUACAAACCAAACUGAACCAAUCAAAUCUAAUGUUCGUACGCUGUCUUAAGCCCAACGCCCAUCUGAAGCCAAACAAAUUUGAUAACCGGUGUAUGAGUGCCCAACUGAAGGCUUGUGGACUUGCCGAAGCUGCCAGCAUUCGAAAAGAAGGCUACCCAGUAAGAAUGACUUUCACAGCAUUUGCAAACAGAUAUGAAAAUAUAUCCGAACCAAACUUUAACUUUACAGAUAGCCACGAAAAAUGCGUGCAUAUUAUCAAUGUUUCAGGGAUCCAUAAAUACCAUAUCGGUAAAACAAAGGUCCUGUUGAACUACAAAGAAAAGGAAGUAUUAGAACGCUUAAAGAAACAACGUGAAAAGAUCAUAAGUAUUCCUCCGUCUGGCAGAUCAUCUUUUUCUAGCAAUUGUCGAAUUCAGGAUUUAGGCAGAAAUUCAAAUAGAAUCUCUAAAGCAAAUACUCAUAGGAGUAUGAUUAAUUUGGAGGUGCCUCAGUCAGUAUUCCUACCUGAAAAAGAAGAAAUAUCCGAAAAUAAGGAGUCACCAUUUGAAGAGAUGGAUGAAUCAAAAAUACCGGCCUACGACGCUUUCCGUGAAACAGAGAGAGAUAUCGACGAGGACAACGACUUCUUCACAAAAUUGCUGAAAGUUUUCCGUUUCCUGUUUUAUAUAUUCACAAUUUGUGGGAUAUUAAUAUCUGCCGUAUCAAACCGCAUGGGUUUACUUUUACUUGCUGGAUCCGAUAAACCAACAGAGAAAGCUAAACUAUUCAUUUCACUUGGAAUACCAAUGGUAUUUUCCUGGGGAAGCAAUGCAAUGAAAUGUGCAUUUCGGGGAAAAGUCAAACCUUCUUGGAAAUCAUACAUAUUUAUUGUAAUGUCUUUCUUCGUAUGCAACAAAGAAUGGAUCCCCAAGGACACGUUUACGGUGACAUUUCGCUGCUGCAAACUGGACUUUCCUAACGAACUCCUCACACCAGUCAUAAUUAUUGCAAUCAUUUGGCUUACCACAAUGGUUAUUGUUGCUCAUAUAUGGUACCCUGAAUCGGAACGUAUGGCACUUUUUAGCAAAUUGUUUGUUCCGCAGUUUGAUCCGUUGUUACUUGAUCUCUCUUUGCUGCUUCGGAGGCGGCAAGACCACAAAGAAAAUAAAGAAAACAAAGAAAAUAAAGUAAAGGUUGAUAAAGAAAGCCCGAAUGAGAAAAGCCGACCGAAAUUACUUGUGUGCGCUACGACAUGGCAUGAAACGAGACAAGAAAUGGUACAGCUUCUAAAAUCUCUCUUUAGGUUGGACAAACAACAGAUUGUAGCGAAGAUUUCAAAGCAGAUUGCAGCGAAAAACGAAUGGGAGAAAAAAGAAAAUGACGGUUACGACCUUGAAAUUCAUAUAAUUUUCGAUGAUGCCUGGGAAAUUGACGAGGUUAGCAAACAGGAAAUACCAAAUGGUUUUGUAAAGGAAUUUGUUUCCUUAAUCCCUGAAGCUGUUAUGUCUGUUGCGAAAGGACACGUCCCUUUGGGACCCAUAAAAAAAGUUACAACUCCGUACGGGGGAAGAUUGGAAAUAAAAAUGCCAGGGACAACCCCAAUGAUAAUUCAUUUGAAAAACAAAGACAAGAUUCGUCACAGAAAAAGAUGGUCUCAGGUGAUGUAUCUUUAUUACUUGUUGGGAUUCAAAACGUUUGGUGACAAGAAAUCUGUUGAAGAUCUUAUCCCAAAAAACCAGUCAAAGAGUUCCAAAGUCAGAAGCAACGUUUCCAUCCUGAACCACCUACCGACAGAGGAGUAUAAAAAAAUUGAAAAUACAUUCUUACUUACAUUGGAUGGAGAUGUUGACUUCAAACCAGACUCAGUGAAACUUUUAAUCGAUAGAAUGUUGAAAAACAAAAAAGUUGGUGCUGUUUGCGGACGAAUCCACCCAAUUGGUUCCGGCCCAAUGAUUUGGUAUCAACAAUUCGAGUAUGCAGUGGGUCAUUGGCUCCAGAAAGCUGCUGAACACGUUUUUGGAUGUGUUCUUUGUUGUCCCGGAUGUUUUUCACUUUUCCGUGCAUCAGCUGUUAUGGAUGACAAUGUUAUGAGGGCAUACACGAAGAAGCCUAUUGUUGCCCGUGACUUCAUUCAAUAUGAACAAGGCGAAGACAGAUGGCUUUGCACUCUGCUGUUACAACAAGGCUACAAGAUUGACUAUUGUGCUGGUGCUGACGCCUACACCUUCGCCCCGGAGAAUUUCCAUGAUUUCUACAUUCAGAGACCUAUCCGAUUAUAUGUUUUUAUGUUUCUCUCACUUCCGCUCGUUGGGAAAUCACUUAUAUUGAAACGAGAUAUUAAUUGA
This is a messenger RNA of Acanthosepion pharaonis, 4071 nucleotides long. The record is from the annotation of a GenBank genome assembly. Lineage: Eukaryota; Metazoa; Mollusca; Cephalopoda; Sepiida; Sepiidae.